AUGAUGUCGAAGAAGAACCUGAUCUACGUGGAGGCGAGAGAGCUCAUCGCUCCGCUUCCGAUUCAAAAUCAGUACGACGUUUUGGCUGACAUCGCCGAAUUCCCUGCACUACCGAAUACGUUUGCAAGAAUGACGGCUGGUCGAUUCACAACGCGAAGCAAUCAACCACAGCAGCAACGGAACGUCACUAUCAACAAACCAGAAGAACGACAGCUGGGCGCUAUCAAGAAACCAGCGAAUGACUUGUCAGGCGGAGCAAAGAAGAUGAAAAUUGAUGAGGAACGUCAGCAUCUGAUCAAGGAUCGGAAUGCGGAAAGAACAUCCAGAGGAAGCGGACUGGAAAACCGACAUGCUGUUAGCGAGCGAGAAAGAUGGGACAACAUCAUCAAGAAAGCAAACGCUGAUGCACUGGAAACGGCGAACCGCAACGUUCGGGGGGAACUCGCGAACUUCUACGCAGCUCUGAUCCAAUGCUCUGGGGUCACAAAAGAACUACAGGAAAAGAUAAAUGAAUGCUCCAAAAAAUAUCUAAAUCUUGAAAGUAUAAUACAGUAG
Molecule: messenger RNA, 555 nt
Organism: Aedes albopictus (Asian tiger mosquito)
Lineage: Eukaryota; Metazoa; Arthropoda; Insecta; Diptera; Culicidae
Exons: 1
Coding region: 1-555 (184 amino acids)
Source: RefSeq, a predicted model, not a curated record